AAUCAAUGAAGACUCUAAUACUUGUUGUAUUAAUUUGCUAUUGCGGUUCUUAAAUGUUAAGAGGAUCACCUAAGUCUUUAAUUGAAGAAGAGCAAGGUAAAUAUGAGUGAUGAAUGGCAGCAAUAUUCGAGAGUGAAUAAGAAGAUUAAAGCUUUUAUGUGGGGAGCAGUGAUGUAUCAACAGAGACUCUCUAAGGUUAGGAGACUGUAGAAGUAGAUGCAAGUUUGGCAGUGUUUAAAAGCGACGAUAACCCUAUGGUGUACGUUGAAGAGCCAAUAGAAUCAAGUAUUUAUAUAAAAAAUAAAUACAAAGAUUAAGAGUAAAAUUUUGAGCAAUAGGAAUCAUUGAAAAUUGAGAAGGUCGAUGAAGAGAUCUAGUAUAAUUUUACAAUAGAUAAUAAAGAGCAUAAGAAUUACCCGAAGCAACAAUCGAUUAAGCUAAUUUUGUCGAUAAAGCAAUAGUUUUGGAUCCAGAAUAAGAUUAAUAGGCAUCUUAAAACAGUUAAACUGAUGUUGUUUUGAACAUAGCUCCCAAGACAGAGUCAUUAACUAGUUCUGAUGCUAAUAAAAAGCAUAUUUAUGUUUACAAUCGUACAUUUGACUCUUACUAACUUAGCUUUGGCAAAGAAACCUUUUGUUGGGAUUAAGUAUCCACCUAUGCCAGUGACAAAGGAUCGCAAUUAUUUGUCAAACUCUGAAAGUCUGACUAUCAAGUUGCCUGCAUGGUCUGAGCAAAGUAAUCACAGAGUUGAAGAUGAUUUGGAAUUCUUCCAAUUUAUUAGACGUAUACAGCCUUAAAUAUAGUAGCAUCUGAUGUAUCAGUUAAUGAAUAUUGAAAGAACAUUAAUAUAUAAUUCAUUUUUUUCAAGUUGC
Messenger RNA from Paramecium octaurelia, 872 nucleotides. The record is from the annotation of a GenBank genome assembly. Lineage: Eukaryota; Ciliophora; Oligohymenophorea; Peniculida; Parameciidae.